AUGAUACCUGGUUUCCGCGUACGCACGGAUGGCGCGGAUUCUGUUGGCUCACCUGUGACAGUGUCGGAGCCUGCAAGAUCGCGAGAAACAUGCAGGCCGUUGCAAGCGGAAGCAGGUGACGAUUGUCAUGCCAUUCACGCGAUGGCUUGCCGCAAGCGUGGAUGCACACGUUGCGCGUAUGUGCGCAACCAAGACUCCUGGCAUGCGCGAUGUCCUGCUGGCAUUUCGGGACAAACCUGGUUGCUCCCGCAGAUGUCCGGAGACAGAUUCUCCCUGGCGUGCUGGGUUUGCAAGGCCGCUGGCCAAGAUUCCGAAUGGACGCAGGGAGUGGAGACGAAGCUGGUUGGCAAUUUGCAGAGACACAACGACAGCGCGGUGCACCGUGCGGCAUUGCUUCAGCUAGGUUUGGUCCAGCCAGAGGAGAGCGAUGUGGUGGCUGGGGCGCCCACCACGGAAGCCUUCCUUUUGGUGCUGCAGCGCCGUCUUGAAGGUCGAUCGCUGAAAAAAGCCGAGGCCGGUGUUGGCGCGGAAAAGAAACUGCAGAAGCUCCAGCUUUGCCUCGCAGGCGCAUUGACUGCCAUGGACCGCGCAUUCUUGGCAGAUGCCACCUGCGUCAGCUUGUUUCAAGAUGUGCGUGAUCAUAAACUCAUGAUACGCUUCAAGGCCUGCGAUGAGCGGCUCCAGCUGCGUUCGGGCGUAAUUGCAUACGAAGAUCUUCAACUGGAGACCGGGACGGCUGGGACGAUUGCAGGUCUCCGACGGGCGUUGCAUAAGUUCUACUGCGACAUUGACGGCUCCUUUCUCCAGCAGGAUUUCGACAAGAUGUGCAGCCGAGUGGAAUUUUUCUGCUCCGACGCGGCAGCGGAUGAACGACUAUGUGGGCGCGUUCUCCUGCAGUCCGGCUUGUUCCCAAAAAUGCGCUACCAGGUGUUUGAUAAGGCACACGCUUGCGGCCGACUGUUGAAACGGCCGUGGCAGUCGAAUGACAAGCUCUGGCAAGUGGUGCAGAACUUUGCUUUAGGCCAGCACAGUCUGGCUCAUCGUGUGCAAUACUCACCUCAUCUGGCUCGUGUAUUCCAGCAUCAUUGUACUCUUUCUGAGACCCGGCCGAUACGCGCGGAGCGCAUACGGUCCCUCAGCUUUGCAAAGCACAGGUUCGGGAGUGUGUCCAAGCCGCUUGGGCGCAGCAUACUUUUCAUCGAGGCAGUCAUUGAGACCAACAUUUGGAUCACGCUUCAUCGUGCCGGAGAAGAGGAAGCUGAGGCCGCGUCAACGUGGCUCGCAGCUGUCACGGAAGAGGAUCUUCUGCUAGCAGCGCUUUGCGCUGACGCUGCAGACGAGCUGAUGGUUUUCCUGCGAAAGUUCGACAAGGAAAACUGGGACACGUCGCAGAGCCAAUUCUGGGUAGUGGUCUUUGUUUCGCGAUUGCACCAUCUCUUCAACCAAGAUAAUAUAUGGAACGCAGCGGGCUACACUAACCACAUGCUCAAGGUCCUGGAGACCACCAGCUUCGGCAUGGUGGUUCAGGGCCACCCCAAGAGCAUCGGCGGGCAGAAGAUUUCCAAUGAUCUCAAACGCAGGUGCAGGUUGGAGCUGCAGAGCUGGGUUGUCCUCCUGGUGGACACGUUGAAAACCGAGUUCCCUCACUACGAGCUGCUCUCGAGCAUGCAGGUAUUUCAUCUGAGCAGUCAGACCCAGAACCGCCUUGACGAGGUGAAUCCGGACAGUCCCCAGGAAACCCAUCGCAGGACGGCACUACGACGCAUUGCAGCUGCAUGCCGGGUUUCGCUGCAGGAGCUGAUGGAUGAGUUCUCGGACCACCUGCCGAUUGCGCAGCACCUAGCUGCCACGCAAGGCUUGGAGAGUUGGGAGGCCUGGCGAGAAGCUGUGCUCCGCACACAGGCUCGACCAUCGGUGAAGCAGAACCACCCUGCAGACAAGCUCAAGGCAGCUCUUUGCAGAUUUGGAGCCAUGAAUUGUUCUACCAGUGGCAUUGAACAACUCUUCUCGCAAAUUAUGAAGCAGACCGGGCACUCUCGAAGCAACCUCUCCGAUGAGAGCCUCUUUGCGGAGGUCAAGAUCUUCAGUGAUGCGAAAAACUCAGAAACACAUCCUUCCUUGGUUCGAGGUGCACAGGCUGUCUGGACAGCCUGGUUCGGGGCCGAGCGCCAGACUACACGUCAGCGAGUGGAUGCUGGCAAGCCGAAGCAGCAGCAGGCCGGGAGUGAGAGUGCCUGGUUGUGCGAGAGGCGCAAGGUGCCCGCAGUGCUCGUGGAUGUGGACCGUGUGGCGGACACCGCAUGGGCUGCGGCCGAAGAGAGAUUCGACCAGCCCAUGUUUCAAGAACUGGAGUUUCAGAGAUUGAAGAGAUACCGGAACCUUGCAAAUGCGUUUCUGGCGCAAGCGGUCACAGAGGAGGACGUCCCUGAGGAACUUAUCGAGGUGGCCCAGUAUUUCGCCGAAGCGGAUGCCCACAACGAGACUGCUAGGAAGGCGAAGCGGCAGAAGCUCCAUAGUAUCAUGGCCCCGACACCGCCACGACUGCAGAGUUCGCGCAUCUGGCUAGAGUGCCACGAUGAAUGGUUGAAUCAAGUGCCAGCCGGCCUCGCGCAGAACGUCGUGGCGGAGAUGCACGAGGCCACUCUGUUCGUGGUUGCCAACGCAAACAGGAUUCCUCCUGCGGUGCACUGGUCGGCAAUGAUGCGCGGAUACGACGUCGUGAACCUUCAGUUCCUGAGCAGCAGUGGCGCCGCCGGAGUAGCCUUCAACUUCGACCCGAGCUUCUCCAUCCGCAGAAGCGUUCUCGUGAGCGAAGAGUUCUGGGCUGCUGAGCCAGAGCUGGCUGCCGUUGUUGAACUGGCGAUGGCGGCACCAAACUCCAAAUGGCGAGAAUUACAUGAUUGGGAUGAGUUUGCGGAGAAAUACGAGGCCACGGCAGGACCUCAUCUCCCGGCGACAAACCGGAAGCCCAAGCAAGUCAUAGCUCUUACCACUCGGGAAAUCAAGGACGAGAUGCAGAUGGACAGUGUCAUGUGCCGGGAAGACUUCCAAGACUUCCUGUCACGCGUGGCCUGCACGAAGCGUUCGCUCUGCGGCGCGUAA
Symbiodinium sp. CCMP2592 is the source of this 3102-nucleotide messenger RNA. The record is from the annotation of a GenBank genome assembly. Lineage: Eukaryota; Dinophyceae; Suessiales; Symbiodiniaceae.